This is a messenger RNA of Melampsora larici-populina 98AG31, 691 nucleotides long. RefSeq lists its product as uncharacterized. The transcript is spliced from 2 exons. Bases 187 to 459 code for a protein of 90 amino acids. The record is from RefSeq and is a predicted model, not a curated record. NCBI's taxonomy places the organism in Eukaryota, Fungi, Basidiomycota, Pucciniomycetes, Pucciniales, Melampsoraceae.
UCUCGACUUGAUAGUAGAGUUGCUACUCACCAGUGCGGCCAUCAGUACCAUCAACCUUCUUUCCAGCAAUCCACAAAAUCAACCAAUCUUCAGUCCGGCAAUUCAUCAAAUCAUCCGAUCCUCAGUCUUACAACAACCUCAAGCAGACCAUCUUAUGGUAAUGCCUGAUUUAAUCCAAAUAGACAGAUGAUUCACACAAGACGAUACAUGGUAAUUAGAAGACGCUGCUGUAUAUAUCAGGCUAUUAUCAUUUUACUCGAUAUCAUCAAGGUGCUAGAGAAAGCUGAAGGAGCUACAGAUACCAAUUGUGCCACUGAAAAACGCUUGAUAAUCAAAAUCUAUUGUGCUUACACUACCUUACAAAACUACUACUUUCCCGAGUUCCAAUGUACCAUGAAGUUAUCUCAUUCAGCUGACCCUACAGCACAUCCAAAACCAUCCAUCAAGAUCUGUUUAUAAGUCAAGUUCUUACCACCCGAUAUCACUCCUGGACAAUGAUACUCCCUUUUUCGACCUUUCGGACUGAUCUACGGUGUCGCUUUAAAUUAUAUACGCCCUGAGACCAAACCACCCGCCUUUUUGGUACGGCUCUGAUCACAUACAACAAUAAAAACUAGGCUCCUUUGACUCAAAUCAAGAUGCAUUGUAGGGAUCUACUGAAUCAUACAAUCGCAGUAGAAUAGUACAAUAA